Messenger RNA from Penicillium expansum, 1782 nucleotides. RefSeq names its product Peptidase S15/CocE/NonD, C-terminal. The record is from RefSeq and is a predicted model, not a curated record. NCBI's taxonomy places the organism in Eukaryota, Fungi, Ascomycota, Eurotiomycetes, Eurotiales, Aspergillaceae. The transcript has 3 exons. Bases 1 to 1782 code for a protein of 593 amino acids. Gene Ontology annotation, molecular function: dipeptidyl-peptidase activity.
AUGCCAAACCCAAUCAGAGACAUUCAAACCAUUGACAACACGCACCCGUACAUCAUCUACCAGAAUGUCUCAGUUCCAUUACGCAUCGGAGGCGUUAUUCGGUGUAAUCUGUACCUUCCAAGGGGCGUCACCGAGGGUGGACGAUACCCCGUUGUCGCAACCUACGGCCCCUAUGGGAAAGAUGUACCUUACAAGGACUUCAAGAUCAGCAGCUUCCAGGACUUGAAUCCAGAGCACCAGACCGAGCAUUCCUCGUGGGAGACCCCGACUCCCUCGUACUGGACGCGCCACGGAUAUGCAGUGCUCCGGGCGGAUGAGCUAGGCACGGGUCAAUCUCCAGGUCCCUUGAAUCAACUCUCGUCUACCACCUUUGAUGCGUAUCAAGAGUUGAUCGAGUGGGCUGCUCAGCAGAAAUGGUCAACCGGAAAGGUUGGCCUGCUGGGUGUGAGCUACUAUGCUUUGACGCAGUGGCAGGUCGCCGCUCGCCAACCUAAAGGUUUGGCUUGCAUGAUUCCAUGGGAGGGAUUGUCCGAUUAUUACCGUGACGGAGAACGCCAUGGUGGCAUUCUAUCUUCGAACUUCCUCAGGAUUUGGUAUAACCGCCAAGUAAAAACCAACCAGUACGGCCGCCCAGGUCGUGAAGCUGAGAAGCGUGGCCCCGAUACUGUCGAUGGUGAUCUCACCCAGGCUGAAUUGCUGGCCAAUGAAUGGAACGCACCUGAUGAUUCCGAGCAGCCAAGGUUCCGAGAUGAUGAGCGCUGGGCAUCGAUCAAUUACAACUUGGAGGACGUCAAAGUCCCCUUCCUUAGUGUUGCGAAUCUCGGCGGUAUCGGUCUCCAUCUACGUGGCAACGUAGAAGGAUUCACUCACGCCGGGUCCAAGUUGAAGUACUUGCGAUUCAUUGUCGGUCGACAUGAUCUUCCGUUCUAUUAUACCGAGUCAGUCGAGCUCCAGCGGAGCUUCUUAGAUGCCUUCCUCAAGAGCGACGAUCGUGUGGGCUGGUCGACUGGCAAACUUCCCGCAGUGGAUCUUGUCCUCCGCAAGGGUGAUGUGGGUGUCAACAACGCCGAGGCGGAGCUUACCUUCCCACGACGAUCUGAGAAUGAAUGGCCUAUCGCUCGGACCAAAUACACGCCUAUUUUCCUCACGCCUGAUAACCAGAUGACUUUUGAGAAGCCAUCUGCUGAGCUGUCGAAACUAAGCUACCGUGCGCUAGGAACACUCAAAUCUCCCGAGCUCCUGACAUUCACUACUCCACCUUUUACCACGGAAACGGAGAUUACGGGCCAUAUUGUUACUCACUUGAACGUUUCCGUGACGCGAGAUGCUGGUUGCCCACCCCCCUCGGAGAUUGAUUUGUUCCUCACCCUCCGUCAUAUCUCUGCCACCGGCAAGGAAAUCUUUUACACUGGCUCUUCUGGAGAAGGUGUGCCAGUGACCAGAGGUUGGCUUCGAGUUAGCAUGCGCGCCACGAAGCCGGAUCACCCACGUCACAGGGCUUGGCUGCCUUACCGGGGCUACUACUCCACUGAUGUUCUCCCUGUGAUCCCAGGUGACAUUUACUCUGUCGAUGUUGAGAUUUGGCCGACCAAUGUGGUUGUCGAAAAGGGUGGUCAACUUGUCUUGGAAGUGAGCUCCGGAGAUACAAGGAAUAGUAGUAUCUUCCAGCACACCCAUCCUCUUGACAGGCCUGCUUCGAAGUUGCAGGGCACCAACCAUGUUCAUUUCGGUCCUAACUAUGUCAACUACAUGUCUUUGCCUAUAAUUCCCAGCCGGGAUUAA